Leptinotarsa decemlineata (Colorado potato beetle) is the source of this 2917-nucleotide messenger RNA. RefSeq names its product tripartite motif containing 71 protein wech (gene wech). NCBI's taxonomy places the organism in Eukaryota, Metazoa, Arthropoda, Insecta, Coleoptera, Chrysomelidae. Gene Ontology annotation, molecular function: protein binding; zinc ion binding; ubiquitin protein ligase activity. Gene Ontology annotation, biological process: protein polyubiquitination; proteasome-mediated ubiquitin-dependent protein catabolic process. The record is from RefSeq and is a predicted model, not a curated record.
UUGCCCAAGUAACGCAAUUCAUGAGUGACAGUUUGAAUAUUUAAAUUUAAGUUAUAAAACUUUACUUCUAUAAGAAAAUCAUCGAAAUUCAUGUUUGAAUUUAAUCAAGCCUCCAACCAUAACUCCCAUAGAUCAAUCAAAGGAACCAUUCAAAAUGGAUUUUCUGACAAACACAAUCUUGCCAUUUCAUUCGCCACCAUCACUUUCCAGUUCAUCCGCAAGCCCGCCGAUAAUGCCUAGCACCAGUUUCGAUUCAUUUGAAUCCUUGAUAUUCAGCCACACUUUGGUGGAACAAUGCAGUAUCCACCAUAGGGAUCUCAGAACAUAUUGCAAUGACUGCGCCGUCAACAUUUGUAGCCAAUGUGCCGCAACUGAACAUUCAUCCCAUUUCUACGAAGCGAUUGAGUUAUCUAUGCUAUUGGCGAAAAAUAAAAGUCUCCAACUCGUUACUGAAGUUCGGAAAGCUUCGGAAUCAGUGAGAAAACGGAUAGAAAAAGUCCAACGCAUGGGUGAUGAUGUUGAUUCCAAAUCGAUCCAGGCAGCUGCUGAUGUUCGCAAUGUUAUAAAAAGAUGUAAACGAGCUUUCACAGAAAGAGAGAACAAUCUCCUAGCAAUUAUUGAUCAGACCAGAUAUGUAGGAAACUUUUUCCUGAGAGAACAGAUGGAUCAUCUACAAGUGAUGCUGAAACAGCUCAACGAAAUUUCUAGACUUGUGUCCGGCCCUGCCCAAGGUUUGAACGCCGUUGAGUUGUUAUCGCUCACCGAACGAACUAGGACAGAGUUACGAGAAAUCUUGGCUGGAACUCCUGAUCUGCCACCCUUUGAAGGCGAUUUUAUAAAGUUCUAUGCACCCGAUACUAGUAUCCUGAAUACGAUAGCCGGCCUAGGUUACUUGCUUGUAGAAAAUCCUCUUGGUCAUAGAGUGAUGAGACCGAUAGUCAGAACAAAUCAGCCGUCAAUAAGCGGUGCCAGCGGUUCCAGUAUCGUGAGGAGGGAGGGCCCAAUAAAUCGUGCUAUUUAUGGAGCUCGGCAUAUAGUGUUAUCUUUGAACUCUGGAUCAAUUCCAACAAAAAUGUUUGGAGGAGAAGGUGAAGCUAAUGGUCAGCUGUGCCGCCCUUGGGGAGUCUGCUGCGAUCGUGAUGGCAAUAUAGUAGUAGCUGAUCGCAGCAACAAUCGAAUACAAGUAUUCGAUCCAAGAGGAUCCUUCAAAUUUAGUUUCGGAAUAGCAGGUACGGGACCCGGUGAAUUCAACAGACCAGCUGGGAUAACCAUUAACCCCGAAGGCCACAUAGUGGUGGCAGAUAAAGAUAAUCACCGCAUACAAGUUUUCAAGCCAGAUGGAAGUUUCCUACUAACAUUUGGAAAUAAUGGGAUCGGAAAUGGCGAAUUCAACUACCCUUGGGACGUAGCCUGCAACGCAAUCGGUCACAUCAUCGUCUCAGACACCAGAAAUCACAGAAUUCAACUGUUUUCUUCCAAUGGAACCUUUUUGGGUAAAUUCGGCUAUGAGGGAUUUGGCCAUCAUAUGAGCCAACAGUUCGAUAGUCCCAGGGGAGUGUGCUUCUCACCAAACGGCGAUAUUUUAGUCACAGACUUCAAUAACCAUCGAGUGGCAGUAAUAGACCCAAAUUUGACACAAGCCACAUUCUUUGGUAGAGAAGGGUCUGGUGAUAACGAAUUUCGCCGGCCGCAAGGUAUUAUUUGCGAUGACGAGGGUACCAUAAUAAUCGCCGAUUCUAAGAAUCAUAGAAUCAAAGUGUUACGAAAUGAUGGCACUUUAUUAUGGAAAUUUGGAAGAGAAGGCCAAGGAAACGGGGAACUCAACGUACCGUCUGGCAUUUGCCUAAAUCCAAACGGACACAUCGUUGUGGUAGACUUUGCCAACAAUCGAAUACAAGUUUUCUGAACUAAAUUCUACCAUUCGUAAUGCUAAAAAACAUUGAAAACAAAAAAAAUUCUAAUCCUCAGUUUGUUUUGUAACUGUGGAUAUACAUAAGCUUCAGAAAAAAUUUUAAAAGUAGAAAAUAUUCGAGAGGGUUUUUUAUGAAGUCUACUUUAGGAAAGCGAAUGCUUAUCAUACAGUUUUGUUUUUUGUAGUUUUUAGUCAUUAGGUAGAUUUAACCAGACUCUUAUGCUUUAUUUAAGUAUCGUUUUUGAAGUAUCAUCCUUCGUAUAUACAAAAUUUUCAACACAAAUUUAGCUACAAGAAAGUGGUACCUUUAAUUGAACGCUGUUUAAAUUACAUCAAAUUGUACACAAUGGUCGUAAAUAUUAAAUUAAUGAAAUAGCAAGUUUUAUAGGACAGUGUGAAAGACAUUUUAAGAGAAAACACACUCUUAUAUUCAUUUCAUAUUGAUGAAUUUUCAUUUAUUAACUAAGAGUUACCUUGAUGCAAUAAUGUUGAGACUGAUUCAUAUUCUAUAAGACUGAUAAUUAGUCCAAGAAACAAAAAGUUUUCUUCUAGAGUUCAAUCAUUAGAUUGGUAGAUUACUGUAAAGUCUCUUGUUAAUUUUCAUUUCAGAUAGUCCAGUAAUUUAUAUUUCUUAUAUACUGUUUUAGGCAUUUAAUGUCAAAAUUUAUUCAAAAAGUCUAAGUGAGAUUUACAAUUUUUCUAUUAUCUUUAAAUAAUAUUAUUGUUAAAUUAUAUGAGUUUUUUGAAUAACAUAUGUGUUAUUCAGUACUCAAGGUAAAUUCGAAGAAUUUAUUCUACAUCGAAAUGGUCAUCGCAAUAUAAGUAUGCGUUUUUCGGUGAUUUGAUUUGUGAUUCUUUUUCAAGCAUGAUAUGUGAUUUGAUUUUAAUAUGAUACUUUUUCAAAAAGCCAAGUAGUUUUAAUUAAUCCAGUAUUACUGGUUCCUAUUUUUUGAAUAUCUUAUAAUCUUAUACUCUUUAUAUAAUAAAUUUUAGUGAAAAAAUGUG